Molecule: messenger RNA, 473 nt
Organism: Candidula unifasciata
Lineage: Eukaryota; Metazoa; Mollusca; Gastropoda; Stylommatophora; Geomitridae
Source: the annotation of a GenBank genome assembly
CACCAACCUCAGCCCCAAGCCCAGCACCAACCUCAGCCCCAACCCCAGCACCAACCUCAGCCCCAACCCCAGCACCAACCUCAGCCCCAACCCCAGCACCAACCUCAGCCCCAACCCCAGCACCAACCUCAGCCCCAACCCCAGCACCAACCUCAGCCCCAACCCCAGCACCAACCUCAGCCCCAACCCCAGCACCAACCGCAGCCCCAACCCCAGCACCAACCGCAGCCCCAACCCCAGGACCAACCUCAGCCCCAACCCCAGGACCAACCUCAGCCCCAACCCCAGCACCAACCUCAGCCCCAACCCCAGCACCAACCUCAGCACCAACCCCAGCACCAACCUCAGCCCCAACCCCAGCCCCAACCCCAGCCCCAACCUCAGCCCCAACCCCAGCCCCAACCCAGCCCCAACCCAGCACCAACCUCAGCCCCAACCCCAGCACCAACCUCAGCCCCACCUCCUCUUCUGUU